Molecule: messenger RNA, 1605 nt
Organism: Suillus fuscotomentosus
Lineage: Eukaryota; Fungi; Basidiomycota; Agaricomycetes; Boletales; Suillaceae
Exons: 10
Coding region: 1-1605 (534 amino acids)
Source: RefSeq, a predicted model, not a curated record
AUGCGAAUGAAAGCCCUGAAGAGAAGAGGAGGAAUCAAGGCAAAGCCUAUUCAUCCUUAUCCUGUAGGCAAAGACAAGAAAAUCUCUAGCCUAGAUAUUACUGAUGAUAAAACCACUUGUGUUGAUCCAGAGGACACUCUACUGAGUAAUGGAGAAUCUGAAGUUAUUGAUGGAAAGAAGAAGAAGAAGAAGAAGAAGAAGAAGAAGAAGAAAGAGAAGAUGGCAAAAAUGUUGCUGAAGGAAGUCAUCAAGAAUGCCCACAAGACUGAUAACAUCAAUUCUGAUGCACAUGCAUUGAGUGAUAAGAAAGGCAACAAUACACCUUUGUCUUCCACAUCAAAUGCCUUUUCUGCUUCUCAUGCUGCAACCACUUUGCCCUCAUCAGUAUUAUCCACCAGUACCAAGACCAGUUCUAAGGCCAAACCUGCACACAUCAAUCAGAAGCAGUCAAUUAGCACACCUGAGUCCAACAAUGUCCUCAUAGUCAGCAGUGAUAGUCUUGAUGACCCUGAGGCUCUUGAACAGCGUCCAGCUGUACUACCUAGGCAGAAAGGGAAACAAGUGAUUAAAAUCACGUUUUCUGCUCAGCCUGGUAGUAUAAAGCAUAAGGCUGAUGAUGUUGGGGAUUUUGUUGAUGAGACUGUGUCUGAGGCCACUGAUGAUUCUGGCUUUUUGGCUAAUAAUUCACAGGAAAGCCUCUUGCCUAAGGUUACAUCAAUUCUGGCCAUUGAGAAAAGCCAUGUUUCUCAUAAAACUACAUUAACAUCUACUGUUGUAUCUCAGAGUGCUAUCCCUCCACCAUCCAAAAAGUUGAAGAAAGAAAGCUCCAAGGUUACCAACUACAGUGAUCUUGUGCUUCCACCCUCAACCCAAGUUCCAGUAGGUUAUUACGACAAUGUCAUACCUUCUUCUAGCACCCAAGUCCCUCCGGCCUCACAGAAGGCUACUGCAAAUGAGGGGAUAUUUGAUGUGGUCUACCCUAAUGUCAAAUACAAGAUGAAUUCAAAUGGUGCUGUAUUCGCAGUGGCACAACAGUGGCUUUCAGAGUGGAGGAGCAACAUCAGCUCAACAGUGCUUGCAAUUGUCGUUGAUUUCUGCUCUCACAUCAAAGAUGUACCAAAUGCUUUCAUCACCAAGCAACUCUUGAAGGAUUGUGCAUUUGUAUAUGAAGACUCAGAUAACAUAUCAUGGGAGACAGCCUACCUGUCUGCAUUUAUACUGCAAAUGAUUAUGUCCACUCAUCUCAGUGCCAUUGUUGACCAUGCCAGUGUACUCACAUUGAAUACUGACAAGCUCACUUUGGGAAAAGGUAUGGACAGUGUUAUUGUGCUCUGCAUUGUUGCUCUUGAACAUACCCUCAAGUUUGUCGAAGAUAGCAUUAUCAAUGCUAAUGAAGUUCUUGCAUCUAUGGCCACUGGCAAGUUUUUUGUCAAGCUCCUAGUGAAAUGCAAUAAGGUAAUGGGCAAGAAGUUGAUCAAUUGGCAACAGGAACAAUGUUAUAUCCUAUAUUCUGGACCUACAUCUGACAAUGUUCCCAUGCUUCAUUCAGACCUCCAUACCUCUGCAGCUAGCCUGCAUCAUUCACCCUUUGUCCCAUUGCCCUAA